UGUGCCAACGUAUGUAAAAGUCACGCCCACUCAGGAAGUAUUAUUUGUUUUUUAUGUUUGACCUGGAUUAUGUCUUGGAAAAUGACAGCUGAAUCAUUCGCAGAGAAAACCUUCUGAAGGAGCCAAAAUGGAGAGCCAACAGACAAGUUUACGCUUGCCAGCAUGGCACUGAAACAUGCUCUGUGUGUGUGUGUUUUGAAGACAAACCUCGUAAAAGAGAAGUGAAAGCGGAGGUGGAAAUCUCAUGUCCGUCUUUCUUUGCUCUGACAAAGCUUAUUUCUUGACGUCUCUGAUGUCUGCACGGAGGAAAUACAACUUCGUCUGGAAAUCAUGAGCUGCAGAGACGGGAAAAACUUGGUGAUCCUUCUGUGGCACCUCACGCUGGUUCUCCUCGUCGAGUCCUCCCAGAAGAAGAACUCUUGCCACAUCCAAGGCACCACGGCCGACUGCAGCCGCCUGAGCCUGACCGCGGUGCCGUCCGACCUCCCCGGCAACAUCACCAGCUUGGAUCUGUCCCACAAUCGCCUGAGCCGGAUCCCGCCGGCGGCCCUGGCCCCCUACGCGGAUCUCCUGCACCUGGACGUCGGUUUCAACAGCCUCACCGAGCUGGACGGCGGACUGUGCCGGGCGCUGCCCCUGCUGCAGACUCUGGACAUGGACCACAACGAGAUGCACGUCAUCCAGGAAGAGGAUCUGAGCGCCUGCGGGAACCUGACCCGGUUUCGCUUGUCGAGCAACAGGCUGAAACUGAAAGGGGAAGUCUUUGCCAGGCUACAGAAUCUACAAUUCCUGGACGUGUCUAAUAACAAUCUCAACUCGGCCAAGCUGGGCUCCAGGCCUCAAAUGCCCAACCUGGUGGAGCUCAGGUUGGGAUUCAACACCUUCUCAACUUUGGCCACAGAUGACUUUGCUCUUUUUAGCCACUCAGCAUCUCUGCAGGUCCUCAACCUGGAGUCCGCCAACAUCAAAACGGUGGACCCCGCUUCCUUCCAGCCUAUUUCCCACUUUCGUAUCCUCAUCAUGGACGGGAGCAACAUGGGAACGACGGCCAUCUCCAAAAUCUGCGUAGCGCUGUCGGGAACGUCUAUCCAGAAAUUGUCCCUGCGGAGGAUGAAGUUGGUCACCCUGACCGCAAACACCUUCAAAGAGUUGCAGCAAACCAACGUAACCUGGCUGGACCUCUCCGGGAACGGCUUGGGUCAAAUCCAACCGGGCUCGUUCCAGCCUCUCAACAAACUGGAUGAGCUCGUCUUGUCGGAAAACAACAUCAAGCAUUUGACCGAGCGGACGUUUGAGGGUCUUGGUAAUUUGAAGCAGCUGGACUUGACAAAAGCUCUGGUGAAAAGUCACACCUCCGCCACGCCCAUCAUCGACGACUUCUCCUUCAGGCCGCUGGCCGACCUGGAGACUUUGUGUUUGCAGAGGACUUCGGCACGGGAGAUUACGGAGCGCACCUUUACGGGCUUGAAAAGUCUCAAAUAUCUGGACCUGAGCUGGAGCAGCUACGCAUCACUGAAAAGCAUCUCCAAUAAGACUCUGGCUUCACUCGGCGGGUCCCCGUUGCUGAAGCUCAAUUUGACGGCGGCGGCCGUUUCGCAGAUUCAAUACGGUGCCUUCUCCCAUUUGGGGAACCUCACCCACCUUUACCUUGAUUUUAAUUUCAUCAAGCAGACUCUGAGCGGGACGGAGUUCCAAGGCUUGGCUCAACUCCAGGAGCUUCACAUGUCCUUCAAUCACCAAACCAUCAGCCUCAGCUCCACGUCGUUUGUCGGCGUUCCCCUUCUCAGGGUCCUGACGCUGAGUAAAAGCCUGACGGCCAUGUCCUUGAACUUGGAUGGUUCUCCGUUCCAGCCCUUAGCCAAGCUGGCCUACUUGGACCUGAGCAACAAUAACAUCGCCAACUUGAGAGCGAACCUGCUGAGCCAACUGGCAAACCUGAAGGUCCUCAAGUUGCAACACAACAACCUGGCGCGGUUGUGGAAUGACGCCAAUCUCGGCGGCCCCGUGCUCUACCUGAAGGGCUUGGAGAACAUGGCCAGCCUGCAGCUGGACAGCAACGGACUAGACGCCAUCCCCAUGGAGGCGCUGAGAGGGCUGAGGAACCUGCGUGAGCUCAGCCUUAGCAACAAUCUGCUGAACAACCUGAGGGACUCCGUUUUCGAUAGCCUGACCUCCCUGAAAGUCUUACGUCUUCAGAGGAGCCUGAUCACGGCCGUGAGGCCCGAGGUGUUCCAGAUUCCUUUGGCCAACCUUAGCUAUCUCCUCAUGGAUAAGAAUCCCUUCGACUGCACCUGCGAGAGCAUCCUGUGGUUUGUCACGUGGCUCAACACCACAAACAUCAGCAGCAGCAGCAACAUCCCCGGCCACUACGUGUGCAACACGCCGCUGGCUUACUUCAACCGCUCCAUCACAGAUUUCGACCCGCUCUCGUGCAAGGACCUGGCGCCAUUCCACGCGCUCUACAUACUGAGCAGCACUCUGGUGGUGCUGCUGACCGCGACGGCGCUUCUGCUGCGCUUCCACGGCUGGAGGAUCCAGUUCUACUGGAACGUCCUGGUCAAUCGGGCUUUAGGCUUCAGCGACGCCACGGUGGAGGAGGGCCGGCAGUUUGAAUACGACGCUUACAUCAUCCACGCCGAGGAGGACGGCAACUGGGUGGAGAGAGCCAUGAUGCCCCUGGAGGGCGAGGCGUGCAAGUUUUGCCUGGAGGACCGGGAUUCGGUGCCAGGAAUGUCCCAGCUGGAGUCCAUCGUGGAGAACAUGAGGAACUCCCGCAAAAUCCUUUUUGUGGUCACCGAAAGCCUCCUCGGCGAUCCGUGGUGCAGACGCUUCAAGGCCCAUCAGGCGCUGCACCAGGUGAUGGAGGCCAGCAGAGACUCGGUGAUCCUGGUCUUCCUGCAGGACGUACACGACUACAAGCUAUCGCGCUCGCUCUUCCUGCGCCGCGGCAUGCUGAGGCAACGCUGCGUCCUCCACUGGCCCGUGCACAAGGAACGAGUGGUCGCCUUCCGUCAGAAGCUGCUCAUCGCCCUCGGCAUGACCAAUCGAUUCCCACCCCUGCUUUAAAGCACCUUGCGACGGGUUCGGGGAUUUGAUUUCACUUUGGCGCCAAUGCGACAGGAAAAGCGGGAAUCAGAAUAAAAUGCUACUGCAAACCA
Molecule: messenger RNA, 3158 nt
Organism: Syngnathus typhle (broad-nosed pipefish)
Lineage: Eukaryota; Metazoa; Chordata; Actinopteri; Syngnathiformes; Syngnathidae
Gene: tlr3
Product: toll-like receptor 3
Exons: 5
Coding region: 331-3066 (911 amino acids)
Biological process (GO): immune response; inflammatory response; toll-like receptor signaling pathway
Cellular component (GO): membrane
Molecular function (GO): protein binding; transmembrane signaling receptor activity
Source: RefSeq, a predicted model, not a curated record